AUGGGCUCUGCAAAUAUAAUAAUGGCCCAUACUGGCCCGCAGAGCAGCGGCUAUGUACUCCGGAGCUGUGCUGAGGAUCUUGAGGAGAUCACGAAGUGGCAUGACCCCGGGAGUCCAUUGAGAAUUCUUGACAUACAGCGCUUGAUCACUCAAAAUCUUCCUUCGCACCAAGACAAUCCCGGUCAAGGGCAGAAGACCUUCCAGAAACCGGUUUCCUGCCUGCCACUCGAUCUUGCGGUAACUAUUGUGGAUUUGAUCUAUGAGACUUGGCCUCGUUGUCAACAGCGCAUUGACGAUAUACGUAAUCUACUGGAAGCCUUCCAAUGGAUCCUGCCCAACACUUACUGGCAAGCACGAUGCAACACUCAGCUAUUAUUUGAACUCGACGACCUGAUCAAGGCCGGAACUGCGGUAAACUGGUCGGGACUAUGCCUUGGGAUUGAGGAGCUCCUAUUAGACAAUGAUUGGUACUGUAAUAGUGGGUUGAAUAAUCGUGCUCGAACACUGAACCUGCUCAGCGGGAUCAAGGAAGAGUUUGCCCAUCUGUUGAAUCGGCCAGUGGCUGGGAUGUAA
Molecule: messenger RNA, 573 nt
Organism: Aspergillus lentulus
Lineage: Eukaryota; Fungi; Ascomycota; Eurotiomycetes; Eurotiales; Aspergillaceae
Source: RefSeq, a predicted model, not a curated record